AAGUUAUAUGGUUUGAUUUUGGACUGUCAAAAACCAAAGUCAUUACUCACUCACCUACUCAUCUUCUGGCAAUUGCCACUUUCAGCAGUGCUGUCACUAAACACACCAGUCUCCUCUGUUAAAUGAUGAGAUUUGAUAGGUGGGGUACAACCUGGAAAGUUUGCCAGUCCAUCACAGGACCCCAUAGAGACAAGCAACCAUCCACUCACUCUCACAUUCACACCUAUGGUCACCCCCCCAAGAAAUCAUGGGGCCGGCCGAUGCUUGUUCCGGCACUGGUCCAGUGAAGGAGAGGCAUAAGGAUGUCAUUGGUUGAGAGCGUGGAAGGUCAGCCUAUAAAUACGCAUGGGUUUCAAACGCAGCAGCAGCAUCAGCAUCAGGCGCCGCUUUGCCGCCUUCAGUUUCUCCGGUGCGCACAGAUCACACCAGCAUGCCUCUGUCCGGAUGUGCCAACACGGUGCGGUUGGUCUUCCUGGGAGCGGCGGGUGUCGGGAAGAGUGCGCUCAUCCGCCGCUUCCUCCACGACCGCUUUGAUCCCAAGUACACGCGCACAGUGGAGGAGCUUCACGUGCUGGAGUUCGACGCCGCAGGUGGAUCAGGGAAGACGCGUCUGGAGAUUUUGGACACGAGCGGCAGCUACUCCUUCCCGGCCAUGCGGGAGCUCUGCAUCCGACACAGCGACGCUUUCGCUCUGGUGUACGCGGUGGACGAGCCGGGCUCCUUCGCGGAGGUGCGGCGUCUGCGCGACGAGAUCCUGGAACUGAGGUGCGGCAAGAGCGCGCCCAUCACCGUGGUGGGCAGCAAGUCGGAUCUCACCGAAGCCGAGGGUCGCGUCCUAUUGGCAAGUGACACCAUGGCCACAGUGGAGAGAGAGUGGGACGUCAACUUCGUGGAAGCGUCCGCGCGCACAGGUGGUAACGCGGUGGGAGUUUUCCGUGCGCUGCUGCAACAGGUGGAGCUGCCGCAGCGGCUGAGUCCCACCGUGUGCAGGCGCAGAGACACGGUGCCCAGAGCCGCAGUGAAGAGGAGGCCACUACUGAAGAAGAACAAGAGCUGCAUCCUGUCAUAGCUUCAUCAGUUUGGUGAUGAAGCUGAUGAUGAGGAGGAGGAUGGUGGUGGAUGAAACUUCACUGUCACUUUAUAUGUAAGCCCACAUGUGAUGCACUUUACUAUGUGUUUAUUUUCAUUUUUACAUGAAUAUCAAUAAAAUAACUUUUGUGACUUUUUCUGCUGA
Messenger RNA from Solea solea (common sole), 1234 nucleotides. RefSeq names its product GTP-binding protein Rhes-like. The transcript has a single exon. The coding region runs from base 431 to 1069 and encodes 212 amino acids. NCBI's taxonomy places the organism in Eukaryota, Metazoa, Chordata, Actinopteri, Pleuronectiformes, Soleidae. The record is from RefSeq and is a predicted model, not a curated record. Gene Ontology annotation, molecular function: GTPase activity; GTP binding.